This is a messenger RNA of Synchiropus splendidus (mandarinfish), 2126 nucleotides long. RefSeq names its product chimerin 1 (gene chn1). Gene Ontology annotation, biological process: signal transduction; regulation of GTPase activity. The transcript has 7 exons. Gene Ontology annotation, molecular function: GTPase activator activity. Lineage: Eukaryota; Metazoa; Chordata; Actinopteri; Syngnathiformes; Callionymidae. The record is from RefSeq and is a predicted model, not a curated record. The coding region runs from base 260 to 1249 and encodes 329 amino acids.
CUCCGUCUAAUCUGCGAGAGGCUCCGCCCCCUUCUCCUCCCCCUCCCUGUGACAGCAUCCAAACACAGUGUGCUGCCUCUGCUCUGGGGAGAAUCUCAGCUCUGCAGCGGCAGGAGAGGAUUAGAGCAUCACGUCGGCGUACAAGCUCCAGCAGAGAGCUCAUCCUGAUCCACCCCUCUGGGUCUCUCUCUCACGCUUCCCUUCAGUCUGACCCGGACCAUGGAGCCGCUCACACUUUAAGCUGACCCACAGCUGAAGGAUGCCGUCUAAAGAGUCGUGCGAGGACGAGAAGUCUCUGGUCCAGAAGCGAGAGGCCAACCAGGAGGAGAUCUUGGCAGCAGCUCUGGGAAUGAGGAUGGGGCCACAGAAGCCCCCCGCUGCAUUCUGGCAGCCGCUCAAGCUCUUCGCCUACUCACAGCUCACAUCCCUGCUCCGCCGAGCCUCGCUGAAGGACAGCGACCGCACGCCCAGAUCCCAGAAAGUCCACAACUUCAAGGUCCACACGUUCCGGGGCCCUCACUGGUGUGAACACUGCGCCAGCUUCAUGUGGGGACUGAUGGCUCAGGGCCUGAAGUGUGCAGACUGCGGCAUGAACGUCCACCGGCAGUGUAGCGCUCUGGUGCCCGACGACUGCAAACCCAACCUGAGACACAUCCGGAAGGUCUACAGCUGCGACCUGACCACGCUGGUCCAGGCCUGCAACACGGCCAGACCCAUGGUGGUGGACAUGUGCAUCCGCGAGAUCGAGUCCAGAGGACUCAAGUCGGAGGGUCUCUACCGAGUGUCUGGAUUCAGCGAUUCAGUGGAGGAAGUCAAGACGGCCUUCGACAAAGCCGGAGAGAAGACCGACAUCACCGUCAAAGCCUACGAGGACAUCAACAUCAUCACCGGCGCCCUCAAGCUCUAUCUCAGGGACCUGCCUGUUCCCAUCAUCUCCUACGACGCCUACCCUCGCCUCAUCGAGGCUGCCAAACUCUCAGACCCGGAGAAGAAGCUGGAGGCCUUCCGCGAGUCCCUGGCUCUGUUGCCGCCGUCCCACAGCGAAACCCUCAAGUAUCUGAUGGCUCAUCUCAAAAGGGUCACGCAGAACGAGAAGUUCAACCUGAUGAGCGCCGAGAACCUGGCCAUCGUCUUCGGCCCCACCCUCAUGCGGGCCCCCAGCUGUGACGCCAUGACGGCACUGAACGACAUCCGCUACCAGAGGCAAGUGGUGGAGGUGCUGAUCAAGCACGAGGACGUGCUCUUCUGAGGAGGAGCUCUGAACCUGCUUCUGUGGAGGAGAGCUUUUUCCCCCCCAGAUGCUCGGCCGGUCUCCUCUCAGGCACCCGGUGUGGAUGAUCCAUCCUCGUAUUCCUCGUCUCCCCAUUUUUGUCGGGGGAUCUCCAGGAGCUGACGGACCAGCAUGCACGGUGCCAGGCGUCAUGUGACCCAGCAUGUGGAGAGAGAGUAGUCUGUAGUUCGAGUCCAGCUCCCUGCCGCACAUUUCUUUCUGUGAAACUUGGAAACGCUGGAUGUUUACAAUAAGCUACUGAUAUUUUGGCCACUUUUUACGAUGCUGUAUUUUUUCAACAGUUUUUAAAUGUUAGUGGGCCGAGCCUUUGUAACUCUCCCGUCGGAUCUUAACAUUUUCACUGUGCUUAGACGCGGCGUCGAUUGUGACCUUCGUUUUUUAAUGUUUUGUAUAAAACCUGUGCAUGACCACUUUAAUUUAUUCAACUUCUUUUUGAGGACAAUAAAUGUAUGUUUCGACCAUCAGCUGCUCUCUGUCUCCGAACGCCUCCACGUUCAUCCCUGAUCCGGCCUCAGUCGCAUCUGACUCCUGAGUCUCGAUGGCAGUGGCCACUUGUGUCCUGUGAAGCUGCUCAUCGCGGUCAUCUCCACCCUGCCUGCACUCUCUUCUUCACCUCCUUCAACUCUGUCCACGCUUGACCCUUGUUCUCUACCGCUACUUCCUCUGAUACUUCCGCCUUACUCUCACCACAAAACUUGGCAGAAGCUGAGAUUGUCAGGGUCAAAGGUCACGAGUGGCAGUUUUCUUAGUGGAAUGUUCCGCUUUGAUGUCACAGCUUGAAAACGGUUCGAGGUAAAGGCAGACUGUCAAUGAGAAAUGUCUUCAGAGUUUGGGG